GCACACAGCCAACAGGAAUAAGAAGAUCCGUGCAAUCCAGAAGAGAUCAUGCUUUUUCGAGAUCUGAUCCAGAGCCGCAGGUUACUCUCACGAUUGUAGAUGAACUCUAAUGUCUUCUGCCUCAUCACCAAUUCUUUCAACUUCUAUGCUUAUCUGACAGGAACGCUUUUUCUUUUCCGUCAUUCAAGUCGUGAUCAGGUACUAGAUUGCAGUUCACCAUUCUAGCUUAGCUCAUACUAGAGCCACAGCUGCACAGUUCUUGCACCUUCCAUCAGACAUCUUUCUACAUCGACCUCCCUCGUAGUGUACUUUUAUAAUCCUUCCACCACCACGACACCACACUAGACUCAACAAAAUGGCGCAAGUUAACCCUCAGUUCGCUCAGAUUGGUGAGCAGUUCGUUCAGCAUUUCUACAACACCUUCGAUACCAACCGAAUGGGCUUGACGCAGCUCUAUACUAACGACUCCAUGCUCACCUUCGAAGGAGAGGCGUUUCAGGGACAGCAAAAGAUAAUGGAGAAACUCAACAACCUGAAAUUCUCAAAGAUUGCGCACAAGUUGACGAAGGUAUCUAUACUAAUUAUUAUGAGGUUGUUGUUGUUGAUACUUGAUCUCAAACGAGGUCCUGGUUGACUCAACUUAUAGAUACUCAAAUGAUGAUUUCCAAAUUUUCACUACAACAAGAAAAUCAAAGUUCCUUGCAACAUUCCAACCAGGUCGACUGCCAGCCAAACCCUUUCAACAACGGAGUAAUGAUCUUCGUGACGGGCGACUUGAAGGUAGAUGAGGAUGACAACGUACUCAAAUUUGCAGAGGUCUUUCACCUAGUGCCACAUGGUGGCUCCUUCAUCAUCAUCAACGACAUGUUCCGAUUGAACAUCGGUUAAAGGGAACGCAGUAGGAGGUAGUAGUGCUAACGGAGAUGAUGGUGGAAAUAGUACUACAAGUAUCUUGAUCUUCUUUAUAGGGUUGGGGACAAUCGAAGCCUAAUACUGCCGCGGUCGAAAAUAGCGAGCAUUGGAGGACGAUUGGACCAUAGGAACUACGACGACACAAAAAUCAGAUUAAUGCACAUCAUCUCCUACCAAAUAUGAGGUGGCGAUAGGAGUACGCAGCACGACGACCUUCGAUACUUCUAAAUUCUCUCUAUAUUAGACAUCAUUUUUUAGUGGUUAAACAUUGUUGCACGCCUAUUCAACAUUGAAUUUCUAUUUCACUCAACGAAUACUUCUCUCUCAACUCCAGCUCAACAGGAGACACAACAGAACUCAAACUCUGAAACGAGGUAAAUAUUUCAAAUCUUUCUCAACACCUCUAUGAUUUUUCAUAGCUUCGACCCGACUACAAACCACGCAUCUUUUUAGACGUGCGG
This is a messenger RNA of Amoebophrya sp. A25, 1373 nucleotides long. Lineage: Eukaryota; Dinophyceae; Syndiniales; Amoebophryaceae. The record is from the annotation of a GenBank genome assembly.